Hippopotamus amphibius kiboko is the source of this 708-nucleotide messenger RNA. RefSeq names its product transmembrane protein 215 (gene TMEM215). Lineage: Eukaryota; Metazoa; Chordata; Mammalia; Artiodactyla; Hippopotamidae. Bases 1 to 708 code for a protein of 235 amino acids. The transcript has a single exon. The record is from RefSeq and is a predicted model, not a curated record.
AUGCGGCCUGAUGACAUUAACCCGAGGACUGGGCUGGUUGUGGCCCUGGUCAGUGUCUUCCUGGUCUUUGGCUUCAUGUUCACCGUCUCUGGGAUGAAAGGAGAGACUCUGGGAAACAUCCCCCUCCUGGCCAUAGGGCCAGCCAUCUGCCUACCAGGCAUCGCAGCCAUUGCCCUGGCCAGAAAAACUGAGGGAUGCACCAAGUGGCCCGAGAAUGAGCUGCUGUGGGUCCGCAAGUUGCCCUGUUUCCGGAAACCCAAAGACAAGGAGGUGGUGGAACUGCUGAGGACCCCUUCAGACCUGGAGUCGGGCAAGGGGAGCUCAGAUGAGCUGGCUAAGAAGGCAGGCCUCAGGGGGAGGCCUCCCCUCCAAGGGCAGGGCGAGGUACCUAUGGCUAGCUCCAUCACUAACCCCACACCCACGGAGGAAGGAGAAUGCCAGAGCCCAGUCCAGAGCGGGCAUCGGGAGGAGACAUCCAGAUACCUGGAUGGCUACUGUCCGUCGGGCAGUUCCCUCACCUACAGUGCCUUGGAUGCCAAGUGCUCAGCCUGGGACAGGUCUGAGUGCCCUGAACCUGAGGACAGCAUCUUCUUUGUGCCCCAGGACAGUAUCAUCGUUUGCUCCUACAAGCAGAACAGCCCCUAUGACAGAUACUGUUGUUACAUCAAUCAGAGCCAAGGCAGGUGGGACCACGAGACGAUAGUCUAA